AUGGCAAACCUACUUGGAAGAUUUAGUGCUGCUGAUUUUGAGUUACUGACACACAGAUUUGGCAUGUUUGGCCACAUUUGGCGGCUCAGUGAUUGUUAAACAGGUUGACAGCCAGUCAAACCUCUUUAUUGUAGCUUAAUAAUUUAUUAUAAAUACAGCAGGAGUGCAUUUCCAAUUUUCUAACAUGGGAAGUAAGGGUGCAUCAGGGAGUAAAAAGCUUCCUGCACUUCCAGAAGACUCCCUGCAUCUUUUGCCACAGCUUCCAAAGGUUCGUACGAAGCCCAUGUGGCAGGACGCAAAGCCAAGUUUCGUCCUCCUGGGCCUGAGAGAAAACACAGAACAUGGAGCUUCUACUAGGAUUUCCAGAGAAACACUCCGAGGGAGAAUGCAGCACAGCCAGGGAGCGUUCAGCACAGCCAGGGUCUCCAAAUCCCUCAAAAGAUGUGCGAAGUCGAAGAAAGAUUGCGAGCAGCUUCGAAGGACGCUCAUCAGCAUUUUCACCGACGAGGAAGUGGGCAGAGGUGAAGGCUUACAUGGUCCAUGCGGUUCCCUCCGUUUAACUGAGAAGACAACUUUGAAAUAUUAUAACUACAUUCGAUACGGCAUUGACACGCAGAACGUGGCCCCUAUGGAAGAUUCCUGGCUGGAGAGGAUUUCCAGCCGGAUCCCGAACGGCUUGAAGACGUCAAGAAGAUCCAUCAAGAUUCUCAACGAUGAGAUAAGAGAGGAUUAUCUGCUGAGUGCUAAGAAAGCGAUAGUGGAUUUUGCGCUGCGUGACCCGAGAGAUAACGAAGAACCGAAGGUGAACGUUCUUCUACCUCACCGUGAAGAGAUGGCAGUUGUGCCAAAGCCAUGGAAGGCAUCCUUCCAUCAAGCACUAAACAGAAUAAACCAGCAUCUCCACACCAUCAACCCCGCCAUGCUCUCCAUGCUGAACCUGUGGCACGUGUCCUUCAAGAACUUACGCCUUCUCGACGUGACAGAGUUCCACACCAGAGAAGAGGCCAUGGAGCUGUCUGUCUUUCAGCAGAUUGUCAACCGACACAUGGAAAGUGCUGAAGACGUCUUGCUGAAGAAGUGGGUUGCUGAGGUGCAACAAAUCUACUACCAGGGAAGCAAGCGCAGAUUGGUCCCCAGAAUUACCAAUCCGUCCCAGCUGCAGUCUUUCUUCAACUGUGUCUCCGCCCUGAUGUCCUCUCAGCUUCAGACCCUGGCUUUGGAAUCGAUUCAUGAAUACACACGCCUGAUAUCUCCCGAGCCACGCUCAGUAAGAGCUUAUGAGCACCCGGGCUUUGUUCUGCGUCUGAUCCUGAAGCACAAAAAGAUCACAUUUGAGCCCGAUUUCGAGGAUUUUGAGGUCAUCUUGCUGAAGGUCUAUGAUGCAAUGUUAAAAUGCAUCAGCUCGGUGCCUCGAGUCGAGACGAAACUGUACUCAGAAUGGCCCGGCACUGAGGGUGCCAAAACCCUGAAACCCAUCAUCCUCCCCGAGAUCCUGAAGUCACACAGGGAUGAAAUUCUUCAAGUGAUACGUAAGGAGAGCAAUGGACCUAAAAAACAUGUGCGCCUGUAUGACAAAUUUGCUCCACUGAUAUCUCAGCAAGCUGAGCAGGACAUGGAGCACUUCCUGUUGGAGCAACACUCCUUCCAGGAGAUGAUGAUGGAGGCGACACGCUACCAGAAUCUAGCCGAUGAGAUCCAGUAUGACUCCUGCAAGGUGGUACGUCUCGGUAUGUUCGAAGUGCACUGCCAUGAGCUUAUCCAUGCACUAGUGAAGCGUGCAGAGGGACUCAGGGAGACACUGGUCACCCGUAUGCUAAAGGACCACCAGAACUGCAAUAAAACAUUAUGUGAUGAAUUCGAGAAGAUUGCCACAAAAGCCCACAGCACUCCAUCAAACACACAAGAGCUCAUGGCUCUAAAGGCCUAUAUUAAGAAGGUUGAAGCUGAAGAGAUGCCCAAACUGGAUCUUCAGCUCAGGGAAUCUAUGGAUCGUCUCUGCUUCUUGGCUGGUUAUGAGUUCUCUGCAGUGGACAUAAGCCUUAACAAGAAGACGUUCCAGUGGCACAUGCGCAUGCCUUCCGUGUUUGACAGGCAUAGAGAGAUCGCCGAGGAGAAGACCGUACAGUUCCAGGAUUUCCUUAAGUUGCGGUGCGAGAGGUUCGUGGAAGAUAUGGAAGCCUACGCAAAGCAGGUGGAAGAUUUUGCUUCUUUUGGCGAUCUAUCCGAAGUGAGCAGGUACCUUAAAAAGGCUCAGGCGCUCAAUUCCAAGCUGGACACCGCCAUGGAGAAGAUCGAGGGGUUCAACCUUGAGGAAGAAGUGUUUGGAUGGCCCGUCUCCCAGUACCCCGUACGCAAGGAAGUUCAAGAGCAGCUGCUCCCAUAUCUUUGCCUGUACCAGACAGCUACCGAGUUUCAAACUGAGCACCAGCAGUGGCUUAACGGGCCUCUCACGUCCAUCAACCCUGACAAGGUGGAGGCCAACAUCAGUAACUACUGGCGCUCCCUCUACAAACUAGAAAAAGGAUUUCAGGACUCGCCCAAAGCUCUUCACAUCGCCGUUCAAGUCAAGGCUCAGGUGGAAGAUUUCAAGCAGCACAUCCCCUUAGUGCAGGUGCUGUGUAAUCCAGGUUUGCGAGACCGCCACUGGGAGGCCAUGUCAGCUAUCGUGGGGUUCUCUUUGAAGCCUUCCGAAGAGGAGGCCUGCAUUUCUCACUUCAUUCCUCUGCACCUCGAGGCUCACUUGCCCAGCUUCGAGGGCAUUAGCGAAGCUGCCAGCAAAGAGUACUCACUGGAGAAGGCAAUGGAGCGCAUGGCUGGUGAAUGGGCAGACAUGACGUUCAAACUGCUGCCCUACCGUGAAACCGGCACGUCCAUUCUUUCCUCGGUGGACGAGAUCCAGAUGCUCCUGGACGAUCAUAUAGUCAAGACACAAACGAUGCGUGGCUCGCCCUUCAUUAAACCAUUCGAAACUGAGAUACGAGAAUGGGAAAGCAAGCUGUUGCUACUGCAGGAGAUUUUAGAUGAGUGGCUGAAGGUGCAAUCCACAUGGCUCUACCUGGAGCCCAUUUUUAGUUCUCCAGACAUCAUGGCUCAAAUGCCCGAGGAGGGGCGCCGCUUCAUGACUGUGGAUAAAACCUGGAGGGACACCAUUAAGCAAGUCAGCCUGGACAAGCACGUCUUAGCUGUGGUGGCCAUCGAGAAGAUGUUAGAGAAGCUCAAAAAGAGCAAUGAGUUCCUGGAGCUCAUCUUAAAAGGCCUUAACAAGUACCUGGAAAAGAAGAGACUCUUCUUCCCACGCUUCUUCUUUCUGUCCAACGAUGAGCUGCUGGAGAUUCUCUCAGAGACCAAGGAUCCAACCAGAGUACAGCCACAUUUGAAGAAGUGUUUCGAGGGCAUCGCCAGUGUCGUGUUCACAGAUGUCCUGGACAUCACACAUAUGAAGAGCAGUGAGGGUGAAGUGGUGGAGCUGCUGGACAUCAUCUCCACUUCUAAAGCUCGUGGCCAGGUUGAGAAAUGGCUCCUUGAGCUGGAGAGUGGCAUGCUCAAUUCCCUACACAAGGUGAUUGCCGAAGCGAUCGAGGCGUACCCUAAAGAGUUGCGGGUGAACUGGGUGCGAGCCUGGCCAGGUCAGACGGUAUUGUGCGUCUCUCAGGUGUACUGGACCAAAGACAUCCAUGAAGCCAUAGCAACAGGACCUCAGGCCCUGGAAGCUUAUUUGCAUCAGAACAACACUCAGAUUGAGGACAUAGUGGCGCUCGUACGUGGGAAACUGUCCAAACAGAACCGAGUGACUCUGGGAGCGUUGGUGGUGUUAGACGUGCACGGCCGUGACGUCUUGGCUUCGCUCGUGCACAAGGGCGUGUGCGAUGAGAACAACUUCGAGUGGCUCAGCCAGCUCCGAUAUUACUGGACUGAGAACCAGCUUCAGACCAAAAUGAUUAAUGCCGGCCUGGAUUAUGGCUAUGAGUACCUGGGGAACACUCCACGUCUGGUCAUCACCCCUCUCACAGAUCGCUGCUACAGAACCCUAUUCGGCGCACUGCACUUGCAUUUAGGAGGAGCUCCUGAGGGUCCAGCAGGUACAGGGAAGACCGAGACUACUAAAGAUCUGGCCAAAGCUGUGGCUAAACAGUGUGUCGUGUUCAACUGCUCUGACGGCCUUGAUUACCUCGCCCUGGGCAAGUUCUUCAAGGGCCUGCUAUCCUGUGGCGCGUGGGCAUGCUUUGACGAGUUCAACCGCAUCGACCUGGAGGUGCUGUCUGUGGUGGCGCAACAAAUUCUCACCAUUCAGAGAGGGAUCGCAGCUCAUGCUGAGACGCUGAUAUUCGAGGGCACGGAGUUGAAACUCAACCCAUCCUGUGCCGUCUUCAUCACCAUGAACCCAGGAUACGCCGGACGCUCGGAACUCCCUGAUAACUUGAAGGCCCUGUUCCGCACCGUGGCCAUGAUGGUUCCUGAUUACGCCCUGAUCGCCGAAAUCGUGCUCUACUCCUGUGGUUUUGUAACGGCUCGUCCACUUUCCGUGAAGAUCGUCGCCACGUAUCGCCUCUGCUCUGAGCAGCUGUCCUCUCAAUGCCACUAUGAUUAUGGUAUGAGGGCCGUCAAAUCCGUCCUGACUGCCGCUGGAAACUUAAAGCUGAAGUUUCCGGAGGAGAACGAGGACAUUCUACUGCUGAGGUCCAUCAUAGAUGUGAACCUUCCCAAAUUUUUGGCCCACGACCUGCCACUUUUUGAGGGAAUCACAUCCGAUCUUUUUCCGGGGGUAAAACUCCCCAAACCGGACUACAGCAUCCUGCUGGAGGCCAUUAAGGAGAACAGUGAAAGGAUGAACCUGCAGGUGACCGACUUUUUCGCUGAGAAGAUCCUGCAGGUUUUCGAGAUGAUGAUCGUGCGCCACGGCUUCAUGCUGGUAGGAGAGCCGUUCGGAGGGAAGACGAGCGCCUAUCGAGUCCUCGCCAACGCCUUGAACGACAUCUGCGAGAAGGGCUUGAUGGAUGAGAACAAAGUCCAGAUCACUGUGAUUAACCCCAAGUCCAUCACCAUGGGUCAGCUGUAUGGCCAGUUUGACCCUGUCUCUCAUGAGUGGUCCGACGGCAUCCUUGCAGUGAGCUACAGAGCCUUCGCCACGUCUCAGACUCCAGACAGGAAGUGGCUGAUCUUUGAUGGCCCUGUGGACGCAGUGUGGAUCGAGAACAUGAACACAGUGCUGGAUGACAAUAAGAAACUGUGCCUGAUGAGCGGUGAGAUCAUCCAAAUGUCUCCACAAAUGAGCCUCAUCUUUGAACCCAUGGACCUGGAGGUGGCGUCGCCCGCCACGGUGUCUCGCUGUGGUAUGAUCUACAUGGAGCCUCAUAUGCUGGGCUGGAAGCCGUUAAUGAUCUCGUGGCUCAACACCCUGCCGUCUGCGGUGAGCUCGGUGCAGAAAGACCUCGUCACCGGCCUCUUCGACCGCAUGCUGCCCGCCUGCCUACAGCUCAUCCGCAAAGGGACCAAGGAGUUGUCUCCGACAUCAGACGCCAACCUGGUGCGCUCCCUGAUGAACCUGAUGGAUUGCAUGAUGGACGAGUUUCGCGAUGAAGGCCAGAUGAAGGCCAUGAACGAGAGGGAUGCGUGCUCCUGGCUCGAGGGUAUUUUUGUAUUCUCUCUGGUAUGGUCAGUGGGUGCCAGCUGCACCGAACCCGGAAGAGUGAAGUUUGAUGGUCUGGUGAGGGAGCUGCUAACGGGUGCUUUGUCUGAGAAGACACGAGGAAGAUAUGGCAUCCUGGAGCACAUCGAGGCACCAAGCAAGCAGCUCACAGUGCCCUUACCUGCUGAGGGCACUCUCUACGAGUACCGCUUCAUCAAAGAGGGUUCGGGCAGAUGGGAACUAUGGACUGAGGAGCUCAAGCAGGCGCCCCUGAUCCCCAAAGACGUCCAGUUCAACGAGAUCAUCGUGCCCACAGAGGAUACGGUUCGCUACUCGGCACUGAUGGAGCUACUCAUUACACACCAGAAGCCUACCAUCUUUGUGGGGCCCACAGGAACCGGCAAGAGCGUGUACAUCAUAGACUUCCUGCUGAAUCGACUCAACAAGGAGACAUAUAAUCCGCUACUAAUCAACUUUUCAGCCCAAACUAUGGCCGCUCAGACUCAGAACAUCAUCAUGUCCAAGCUUGACAAGAGGCGCAAAGGAGUGUUUGGCCCCCCGCUGGGAAAGAAAAUGAUGGUGUUCGUGGAUGAUGUGAAUAUGCCUGAGAGAGAGACGUACGGUGCCCAGCCCCCUGUGGAGCUCCUACGCCAGUGGCUGGACCACUGGAACUGGUACGAUAUAAAGGAUUGCUCUAUGAUCAACCUGGUGGACAUCCAGCUGAUGUGUGCCAUGGGGCCUCCUGGCGGUGGGAGAAACCCGGUGACGCCUCGCUUCCUUUGUCAUUUUAACACCAUAACAAUUAAUGAAUUUGAUGAGAAGACCAUGUAUACCAUUUUCUCCAGAAUCUUAAACUGGCACUUGACUAUACGACUCCCCUUUCCUCCAGCAUUUGCCAGCCUCACGUCGCAGAUAGUGGGUGCCACCCUGGCAGUCUAUCAGGAGGCCACAAAGAACUUGCUGCCGACCCCAGCCAAGUCUCAUUAUCUUUUCAACCUGCGGGAUUUCUCCCGUGUCAUCCAGGGCAUUUGCUUAUCGUGCCCAGAGACUGCAGAUGACCCCAAAGCUAUCAAACGCUUGUGGGUGCAUGAGGUGCAGAGAGUUUAUUACGACCGAUUGGUUCAUCCAUCAGACCGCUCAUGGAUGGUGGGCUUCUUGCAAGAGGUCUGCAAGUCCCACCUGAAGGAGGAUUUCCAUCAGCUCUUCAAACACCUGGAUUUUGACUCUGACGGAUGUGUAACUGAAGAUGAUCUUCGCAGCCUCAUGUUCUGUGAUUUCCAUGACCCCAAGGGUGAAGACCGUAACUACCGCGAGGUUGGUGACCUCGAUCAGUUACGCCAAGUGGUGGAGGCCCACCUGGAGGAAUUUAACAACAUCAGCAAGGCUUCCAUGAACCUAGUGCUCUUCCGAUUCGCAAUCGAGCAUGUCUGCAGGAUCUCUCGGAUCCUAAAACAACCACGGGGCCAUGCGCUCCUGGUUGGUGUUGGAGGGAGCGGGAGGCAGUCCCUGACUCGCCUGGCUGCUUACAUGGCUGAAGCCGAACUCUUCCAGGUGGAGAUCUCCAGGAGUUAUGGCAUGACCGAAUGGCGUGAUGACCUGAAAAACAUUAUGCGCAAAUCCACAUCUGGCGAGACCCACGGUGUCUUCCUUUUUACCGACACUCAGAUAAAGAUGGAGCUCUUCCUUGAAGAUGUUAGCAAUUUGCUCAACACUGGUGAAGUUCCCAAUCUCUUUGCUGCGGAUGAGAAGCAGGAGAUCUGUGAGCGUAUGCGGGUCUUGGAUCGCCAGAGGGAGCGGGAGAAGCAGACAGAUGGAAGUCCUUUGGCAUUGUUCAACUUUUUUGUAGAGCGCUGUCGGAGUCAGUUACACGUGGUGCUGGCCAUGAGUCCAAUUGGUGACGCCUUUCGAGGCCGCCUGAGACGUUUCCCUGCACUUAUCAACUGCUGCACUAUAGACUGGUUUCAGAGCUGGCCCAAUGAUGCUCUACAGGCUGUAGCAUCCCGGUUCCUGGAGGACAUCGAGAUGACUGAUGAUGCUCGUGCUGGCUGCAUAGACAUGUGCCAAAGCUUCCACACGUCCACCAUCAAUCUCUCGGCACGCUUUCUGGCUGAGUUGCAGCGCCACAACUAUGUGACCCCGACUUCCUACCUGGAGCUCAUCUCCACCUUUAAAGUCCUGCUGGAGUGCAAGAGAACGGAGGUCAUGAAACUAAAACAACGCUAUGAGAUUGGUCUGGAAAAGCUGAACUCUGCUGCCGCUCAAGUGGCCACCAUGCAAGUGGAGCUGGAGGCACUUCAGCCUCAGCUCCAUGUGGCUAGUAAACAGGUGGAUGAGAUGAUGGUGGUGAUUGAGCAUGAGUCAGUGGAGGUGGCCGAGACAGAGAAGGUAGUCCGGAUCGAUGAGGCAGUAGCAAAUGAACAGGCCACUGCUGCUAAGGCCAUCAAAGAUGAAUGUGACGCCGACUUGGCUGUGGCUUUGCCUAUCUUAGAGUCAGCUCUGGCAGCACUUGAUACACUUACUCCACAGGACAUUACAGUGGUGAAGUCCAUGAAGAGCCCUCCAGCUGGAGUCAAACUUGUGAUGGAGGCCAUUUGUAUCCUAAAAGGUAUUAAACCUGAUCGCGUCCCUGAUACUUCUGGCUCAGGCAAAAAAAUCGAGGACUUCUGGGGCCCGGCCAAGAAGCUUUUAGGUGACAUGAAGUUCCUGCAGAGCCUGCACGAGUACAACAAAGACAACAUUCCGCCCGCUUACAUGACUAUUAUUCGCAACAAAUACAUCACCAACCCAGAUUUUGUCCCCGAGAAGAUCCGGACAGCCUCCACCGCAGCUGAGGGCCUCUGCAAGUGGGUCUGUGCUAUGGACUCUUAUGACAAGGUUGCAAAAGUUGUUGCGCCGAAGAAAGAGAAGUUGGCCCAAGCGGAGGCUAAACUGAAGGUAGCCACGGAGAGUCUCCAGAAGAAGCAGGCAGCACUAAAGGAGGUCCAGGACAAAUUGGCCAAACUUCAAGAGACUCUGGAGGCCAACAAGAACAAGAAAGCUGACCUGGAAAAUCAAGUCGAGCUGUGCAGUAAGAAGCUGAAGAGAGCAGAACAGCUGAUCGGUGGCUUGGGAGGGGAGAAGACCCGGUGGAGUGAGACGGCACUGAACCUCGGAGAACUCUACACCAAUUUAACUGGAGAUAUUCUCAUUUCAGCUGCUAUAGUCGCCUAUUUGGGGGCUUUUACAUCUAGUUACCGACAGAGUGCUACAGAAGAAUGGAUCGAGCUGUGUAAGGCCAGAGCGAUCCCCUGUUCUAAGAACAUGUCGCUGAUGCUGUCUCUGGGGGAGCCGGUGAAAAUCCGAAGCUGGAUCAUCGCCGGACUUCCGUCAGACACUUUCUCUAUUGACAACGCCAUCAUCAUCUCGAACGCCCGACGCUGGCCUUUGAUGAUCGACCCACAGGGCCAGGCGAACAAGUGGGUAAAGAAUAUGGAGAAGGGCAACAGCCUGCACGUCAUCAAGCUGAGCGAUGGAAACUUUGUGAGAACGCUGGAGAACUGCAUCCAGUUCGGCACACCAGUUCUGCUGGAGAAUGUAGGUGAGGAACUGGACCCCAUUCUGGAGCCUCUACUGCUGAAGCAGACGUUUAAACAGGGCGGGAGUGUGUGUAUCCGCCUGGGAGACUCCACUAUAGAAUACGCCCCGGACUUCCGAUUCUACAUCACCACCAAGCUACGCAACCCACAUUAUCUGCCCGAGACUUCGGUCAAGGUAACACUUCUGAACUUCAUGAUCACGCCUGAAGGAAUGCAAGACCAGCUGCUUGGUAUAGUGGUGGCUCGAGAGAGGCCGGAUCUAGAAGAGGAGAAACAAGCCCUUAUCCUGCGGGGAGCGGAAAACAAAAGACAGCUCAAGGAGAUCGAAGACAAGAUCCUGGAAGUGCUCUCGGCAUCUGAAGGGAACAUCCUCGAGGACGAAACAGCUGUCCAGAUUCUGUCAUCCUCCAAAGUUCUGGCCAAUGAAAUCUCGGAAAAGCAGGCCGUGGCUGAAGCGACCGAGAGGAAGAUCGAUGAAACGCGUAUGGGCUACACUCCCAUCGCAGUCCACUCGGCCAUCUUGUUCUUCUCCAUCGCCGACCUGGCCAACAUCGAACCCAUGUACCAGUACUCACUCGGCUGGUUCAUCAAUCUCUUUAUUUUAUCCAUCGACAACUCGGACAAGAGCGAGCAUCUGGAGCAGAGACUGCAGAUCCUAAGAGACCACUUCACCUACUCGCUGUAUGUCAACGUGUGCCGAUCGCUGUUCGAGAAGGACAAGCUGCUUUUCUCAUUCUGCCUCAAUGUCAACCUGCUGAAACACGAAAAGCUCAUUGAUGAGAACGAGUGGCGCUUCCUGCUAACGGGAGGCGUAGGUCUGGAGAACCCUCACCCCAAUCCCUUUACGUGGCUGCCUAAGAAAUCGUGGGACGAGAUCUGCCGCCUGGACGAGCUACGAUGUUUCAAGGGUCUCCGCAAAGACUUGGCACGCCAUAAAGACGGCUGGAAAGACGUGUACGACAGCAAGGAUCCUCAUCACACACCUUUUCCUGGAGACUGGCACAAGAAACUCAGCCAGUUUCAGAGAAUGUUGAUCAUACGCUGCCUGAGACCAGACAAGAUCAUUCCUAUGGUGCAGGAGUUUGUGUCCAACAGCUUGGGACAGCAGUUUAUCGAGGUGCCUCCUUUUAACCUUGGGAAAGCUUUUGGAGACAGUCACUGCUGCGCUCCCCUCAUCUUCAUCCUCUCACCAGGCUCCGACCCCAUGGCAGCUCUGCUGAAAUUCGGAGAUGAACAGGGCUUUACAGGAAACAAGCUGGCCUCUCUGUCCCUGGGCCAAGGCCAGGGACCCAUUGCCAUGAAUAUGAUUGAAAUGGGUGUAAAGGAAGGCACAUGGGUGGUGCUACAGAACUGCCACCUGGCUACGUCCUGGAUGGCGACCCUGGAACGGGUCUGUGAGGAGCUCAACCCAGACACCACUCAUCCAGACUUCCGUUUGUGGCUGACCAGUUACCCCUCACCAAACUUCCCAGUGGCUGUGCUUCAGAAUGGUGUCAAGAUGACAAACGAGGCCCCCAAGGGCUUGCGUUCCAACAUCAUCGGCUCCCUUCAUAUGAACCCAAUAUCCGAUCCAGAGUUCUUCAACAGCAGCUCGAAGCCAGCUGUCUUCAAGAAACUCCUUUAUGGCCUGUGUUUCUUUCAUGCGCUCACCCAAGAGCGAAGGAAGUUUGGCCCCCUGGGCUGGAACAUCCCCUACGAGUUUAACGAAACCGACUUGCGCAUCUCCGUCCAACAGCUGCAUAUGUUCCUGGAUCAGUAUGAAGAAGUGCCGUUCGACGCCCUUCGCUACAUGACCGGUGAGUGCAACUACGGAGGACGUGUUACGGAUGAUUGGGACCGCCGGACCCUCCGCACCAUCCUGUCUAUCUUCUACACCAGUAAGAUCAUCAUGGAUCAGGAGUACAAGUUCGACCCGAGUGGGAUUUACUACUCACCGUGUGAAGGGGAUCACAAUAGCUACAUAGAGUACACAAAAUCUCUGCCACUGUACCCGUCGCCCGAAAUCUUCGGCAUGAACGCCAACGCGGACAUCUCCAAGGACCAGGUGGAGACGGAGCUCCUGUUUGACAGCAUCCUGCUCACUCAGUCUCGUAUGACAGGUGGCGAUGCGAAGUCCUCGGACGACAUGGUAUACGAGGUGGCAGCGGACGUUUUGAGCAAACUGCCACAAGACUUCGAUACAGAGGCAGCCAUGCGCAGGUUCCCCACCAGUUACAAGCAGAGUAUGAACACGGUGCUGGUGCAGGAGAUGGGCCGCUUCAACAAGCUGCUGCAGACUAUUCGGGACUCUUGCAUCAACAUCCAGAAGGCCAUCAAGGGUCUGGUGGUGAUGUCGGCUGAGCUGGAGGAGGUUGUGACGAGCAUUUUGAAGGGCCGCGUUCCAGGUAUGUGGAUGAAGAAGUCGUACCCGAGCCUCAAACCCCUCGGGGGAUACGUCAGCGACUUCCUGGAGAGGCUCCGGUUCCUACAGGAAUGGUAUGAUGACGGCAUCCCGGCCGUGUUCUGGAUGUCCGGCUUCUUCUUUACGCAGGCUUUCCUGACCGGCGCCCAGCAGAACUACGCCCGCAAGCACACCAUCCCCAUUGACUUGCUCGCCUUCGACUUCCACAUCAUGGACGAUACGGAGUACACGCGACCGCCCGAGGAUGGCGUCUACAUUCGCGGGUUGUUCCUGGAUGGGGCACGCUGGGACAGGAAGAUGAUGAUACUGGCCGAGUCGUACCCAAAGGUCCUCCACGACACCAUGCCCGUGAUUUGGCUCAUACCCAUGAAGAAGCAGGACAUCCCGCGCCUGUGCUACAUUUCACCUGUGUAUAAGACGAGCGAGAGACGGGGGACGCUGUCCACCACGGGCCACUCCACCAACUACGUCAUCGCCAUGAGCCUCGACUCGGACGUCCCCCCUGAGCACUGGAUCUGGCGAGGCGUCGCUCUGCUCUGCCAGAUGAACUCGUAAAGCGAUCCUUAUCCUCCAGCUUCAAGAACUGAGGUAAUGACUGCAUGAAUAAUGCUUCAAGGACCAAGAGCAACAUGUGGCGAGACUCAGAACUUUCCCUGCUGGCUGUACAAAACGCUGAGUCACUAGCAGCCUUCAAACGAUGUCUGAAGGCUCACCUCUUCAUCAAGCGUGUGGAUUAUGAAUUAUUAAAUCUAUUAAAAAGUGCCUUGACCUUGCUUUUA
Molecule: messenger RNA, 12381 nt
Organism: Silurus meridionalis
Lineage: Eukaryota; Metazoa; Chordata; Actinopteri; Siluriformes; Siluridae
Gene: dnah7
Product: dynein, axonemal, heavy chain 7
Biological process (GO): microtubule-based movement
Cellular component (GO): dynein complex
Molecular function (GO): ATP hydrolysis activity; dynein intermediate chain binding; minus-end-directed microtubule motor activity
Source: RefSeq, a predicted model, not a curated record